This is a messenger RNA of Rosa rugosa (rugosa rose), 1377 nucleotides long. RefSeq lists its product as uncharacterized. The record is from RefSeq and is a predicted model, not a curated record. Lineage: Eukaryota; Viridiplantae; Streptophyta; Magnoliopsida; Rosales; Rosaceae. Bases 67 to 1377 code for a protein of 436 amino acids. The transcript is spliced from 6 exons.
UUCUAGAAUUAUUAUUGGAAUAUGAAGAAUGGCGCAGCCAAACAGUGUUUCGCGGCAAAGUAGAGGAUGACGUCAGCGAUCGGAUGGUACGGACCGCUAAUCGACCUGUCGAAGGCGGCGCUUCACAUCGGCGACUUCGUUCAGCUGGUCGUCUUCAUCCACCGAAUCACUCCUCUUCAGUAUAAAUUAUCCAACGGCGGAGAAGUGAUCCGGACCGACAUCCAGGUCGGCGACGAAACGAGGCCGUUUUUCUCCGUAUCCCUAUGGCAAAAGCAAAUGGGAUCCAUGGCCGUCUACGGCGACGUGGUUUUGUUACAAAAUGUGAAGAUAGUAAAAUAUCGUGAUGUUGUUGAAGCUAAAACCGUGACACAGUCGUCUUUACACCGUCUACUUCAUCCUUAUGAAUCCAUUUUAACUAAAGGUGUGGAUGAGUUGAUAGAGGGGUGUCGAGUUGGGAUAGCUACCAAGGAGAAGCUAAGAAAGGUAGUAGAAUGGGUGAAGAAGAGCAACACUCGUCAGUUCCGCGGCUCUCAGCUGCAGCAGAGGCAAUUCCCGAGGAACUGGAAGCUGCCAGAAGAGAGUAAAAAACCUGAGGAUUGUUGUUCAGUUUCGCGGUUAUCACAUCUAACUAAUUCUUGCAAGGCAGUGUUUGAUGCAUCUGUCGCCGAAAUUUUUAUGCCACAAGCUGAAUGUGAGUCUUGGUGUGACAAGGAAGACAUGUUUGUAAGUAGGAGACUGUGUAAAAAAGGAGAUCCUGGUUUGGUAAGACAUCUUAUUUGUACAGGUUGCCGGAUAUGCGGUUCCCCCUUGGAGGCCAACAGUGAAAACACGUCUAAGCAAAAUGCAGCUGCCCUUUACUGUUUGGAAAGCUCGAACCGCCUUCAUGUUAUAAGCCUCAUAUACAGGCCUUUCAUGUUAUAUGUAUGGGAUGAUUCGGAUUAUGCACCACUCCUGGUCAAAAACAAAGCCGCAGAGCUUUUGUUUGGGAACAUCAAAGCUGAAAGAGUCUAUUCAUGCUAUAAGGAAAAACCACAUGACGGAGAAGUUAAUUUCAAAGACACUGACACAGAAACUGGUGCAAGUGCAAAACCAACUUCACAACCUAAAGCUGCUGAGGGAGGAGUUCUGGUUUCUUGCUCAUCAGCUGUAGACAACAGGAGCUUAGAAUGGGAGGGAAUACUUGGUUUCCAGAGGAACAUGGACUUCUAUAGGAUUUGGUUAAUUCUUCUGAAAACUAUGCUGCAGCAAAGAACGAACAGCCUUUUGAAAUUUGUAGUCAAUGUAAAUGCCAGUUUGGAUUGGGAGAAUGGGAGGUUUGAAAUGGUUUCUGUGCAGAUGCCAUGCUUAAGAACUAAGCGAUCUCCAGACCAUAUUUAA